CAGAGCAUAAACUUAAACCCUCUGCAAAGCCCUACUAGUUGUUCUAUUAGUUGCCAUUUCUGAUUUCAUUUUCUGUGAAUUUGAUUUCCAAUUCAAUUGUUGCUGCAAACUGCGAUAGCAAUGUAUCGAUUAGCUCGUAGAGUAGGAUCCUCCAUUGCUUCUCCUUCCGCUAAGAAUCUCGUAUAUGGUGGAGUAUUGUCAAGCAGAAAUUUUGUGAGCAAAGAUAUCAACUUUGGGGUUGGGGCUCGUGCCGCAAUCCUCCAUGGGGUAACUGAGGUUGCUGAUGCUGUCAAAGUUACCAUGGGACCCAAGGGUCGCAAUGUGAUAAUUGAGAGAAGUCGUGGGAAUCCCAGGAUCACAAAGGAUGGUGUGACUGUGGCCAAAAGUAUCAAAUUUAAAGACAAAUCAAAAAAUGUUGGUGCGGAUCUAGUCAAGCAGGUGGCCAAGGCUACCAACACUGCUGCUGGAGAUGGUACAACUUGUGCAACUGUUUUGACUCAGGCAAUACUCACAGAAGGAUGCAAAUCGAUUGCUGCUGGUGUAAAUGUUAUGGAUUUACGUCAUGGAAUAAAUAAGGCAGUUGAUGCUGUAAUUACUGAGUUGAAGAGGAGAGCAUUGAUGAUUAGUACGUCAGAAGAGAUAACCCAGGUUGGAACUAUAUCUGCAAAUGGGGAGCGUGACAUUGGAGAAUUGAUAGCAAGGGCAAUGGAGAAAGUUGGGAAGGAAGGGGUCAUUACUGUCGUUGAUGGGAACACUUUGGAUAAUAAGUUGGAAGUGGUAGAAGGAAUGAAGUUAACCAGAGGCUACAUAUCUCCUUAUUUUAUUACUGAUCAGAAGACCCAGAAAUGUGAAUUGGAGAACCCCUUUAUUCUCAUCCAUGACAAGAAAAUUUCAGACAUAAAUUCACUGCUGAAAAUACUGGAGCUGGCUGUAACGAAAAAAAGACCACUCCUAGUUGUUGCUGAAGAUGUUGAGAGUGAUGCAUUGGCUAUGCUCAUACUCAACAAGCAUCACGCAGGGCUUAAGGUUUGUGCUGUAAAAGCUCCUGGUUUUGGGGAUAAUAGAAGAGCAAGUCUAGACGAUCUUGCAAUUCUUACUGGAGGAGAGGUCAUCACUGAUGAGCGUGGUUUGGCUCUUGAUAAAGUCCAACCAGAAAUGCUUGGCACUGCAAAAAAGGUUACUAUCACCAUUGAUGACACUAUUAUUCUACAUGGUGGUGGGGAUAAGAAGGUCAUUGAAGAGAGAUGUGAACAGCUGAGGACAGCUAUGGAAAAGAGUUCUGCCACAUUUGAUAAAGAAAAAGCACAAGAACGCCUAUCAAAACUAUCUGGUGGUGUAGCUGUUUUCAAAGUUGGGGGGGCUAGUGAGGCCGAAGUUGGGGAAAGGAAAGAUAGAGUAACAGAUGCUUUAAAUGCCACUAGAGCAGCUGUGGAAGAGGGAAUUGUUCCGGGUGGUGGAGUUGCUCUCCUAUAUGCUACCAAAGUCUUGGAUAACCUUCAAACCCAAAAUGAAGAUGAGAAAAGAGGAGUACAAAUUAUUCAAAAUGCACUCAAGGCACCGACGAUUACAAUAGCUUCAAAUGCUGGUUUUGAUGGUGCUUUGGUCCACAGCAAAUUGUUGGAACAAGAUGAUCAUAAUUUAGGUUUUGAUGCUGCUAAAGGUGUCUAUGCUGAUAUGGUAAAGGCUGGAAUAAUAGAUCCUCUCAAAGUUGUUAGAACUGCUUUGGUAGAUGCUGCCAGUGUGUCAUUGCUACUGACAACAACCGAGGCAGCUGUGGUGGAUAAUUCACAUGACAAGAAUAAACCUCCUAGUCGGGUGCCAGAUAUGGAUGAUUUGGAUCUCUAACCUGCUUCACCAAAUGAUGGAAACAAUUUUUUGUACCAAUAUUGGAUUUUUGCUCCUUCCUUUUAAGGAUGUAGUUGAGGCAGAGUUAUAAACUUGGGUGGCAAAAUCUUGUAUUUUACAAAGUGAGGUUAAAAUUAUGAAACCUUCUAUUUACAAUGUUUUAGGGAAAAUCACAUCUCAUGCUUGUUAUCCUCAUUGAUAGGAAAAGAUGAAAACUUGUCUCAUGCUAUAGGUGUCGUUCAUCCAAUUUAUGUAACAAGUGCGAACCAAAGAACUCUGAAAGUCGAGUUUCUGCUCCAUCCCCCCGCCCUCUAUUGUAAUGCAAUUUGCUUAGUAACCAAAUCCCAUUUUGGGUUCUGUUGUUUAACCAUUCAAUUAAUUUUUACUUCUUUUAACAGCUCU
Molecule: messenger RNA, 2247 nt
Organism: Glycine soja
Lineage: Eukaryota; Viridiplantae; Streptophyta; Magnoliopsida; Fabales; Fabaceae
Product: chaperonin CPN60-like 2, mitochondrial
Exons: 17
Coding region: 121-1845 (574 amino acids)
Biological process (GO): protein refolding
Cellular component (GO): cytosol; mitochondrion
Molecular function (GO): ATP binding; ATP-dependent protein folding chaperone
Source: RefSeq, a predicted model, not a curated record